GAUAGCAGAUAGCUUACCUGGCAGUCCGGAAAAUUAAAGGUAUAAAUAAAACAGACGACAUGAAAGCCGCUUGGCUCGGAAAAAAGUGCGAGGAAAAAAAAACCAUGGCUACUCUGUUUAAGUGCCACAAACCCCUCUGCUCCUCUAUCCGAUUCGCCUCCUCGUUCCCCUGCUCACCGUUCCGUUAUGCCCCCAACCGCACUCGUCCUCCUCGGACCAUUCCGGUCGCCGGAAAGAGAAGACAAUUUUUCCCCUUCUUCAGCUCCCUCACUUCAUCCCUUCCGGUACCCAGCGAUUACAACUCCGGUCCAACCGGCGCACCGAGUCCCCCAUCGGAGCUGUGGCUGCACAACACGAUGACGAAGAAGAAAGAGCUGUUCAAAUCGAAAUUGGAAAGUAAAGUUGGAAUGUACGUCUGCGGCGUCACCGCCUACGAUCUCAGCCAUAUCGGGCAUGCCCGUGUUUAUGUGACCUUCGAUGUGCUCUACAGAUAUCUGAGGCAUUUGGGAUAUGAUGUCUCCUACGUUCGGAAUUUCACGGAUGUUGAUGAUAAGAUAAUUGCACGAGCGAAUGAAGUGGGGGAGGAUCCAAUCAGUUUGAGUAGAAGAUACUGUAACGAAUUCCACCAGGAUAUGGUUUCUCUUCAUUGCCUGCCUCCUGCUGUUGAGCCCCGUGUGUCAGAUCACAUGCCUCAAAUUGUUGACAUGAUCAAUACGAUUCUUGAUAAUGGCUGUGCCUACAGAAUUGAUGGAGACGUCUACUUCUCUGUGGAUAAGUUCCCACAGUAUGGACGUUUAUCUGGAAGAAAAUUAGAAGAUAACCGAGCAGGUGAGAGAGUAGCUGUUGACGCAAGAAAAAGGAAUCCUGCUGAUUUUGCUUUGUGGAAGUCCGCGAAGGAGGGUGAGCCGUCUUGGCAGAGUCCUUGGGGGCCUGGAAGACCUGGAUGGCAUAUUGAGUGCAGUGCCAUGAGUGCUGCUUAUCUGGGUCAUUCCUUCGACAUACAUGGUGGAGGAAUGGAUCUUGUGUUUCCGCAUCAUGAAAAUGAGAUAGCUCAGAGUUGUGCUGCUUGUGGAGAUAGUAAUAUAAGCUAUUGGGUGCACAAUGGGUUCGUCACAGUUGAUUCAGAGAAAAUGUCAAAAUCUUUAGGAAAUUUUUUCACUAUUAGGCAGGUUAUAGAUCUAUACCAUCCCUUAGCAGUGAGGCUUUUCUUGUUGGGCACCCACUACAGAUCUCCAAUAAAUUAUUCCAAUGCACUUCUUGAGAGUGCUUCUGAUCGUAUCUUUUACAUUUAUCAGACAUUAUAUGAUUGUGAGAAUGUAAUCAGAGAGCAAGGUGCAGGUUUCAAGGACAGUGCGAUUCCUCCUGAUACAAUGAAUUGCAUAGUGAAAUUCAAUGAUGUGUUUGCAGCCUCAAUGGCUGAUGAUCUCCAUACCCCUGUUGUUUUAGCUGCUAUAUCCGACCCAUUGAAAAUCAUCAACGAUAUGCUGCACACACGCAAGGGAAAGAAGCUAGCAAAGAGAAUAGAAUCACUCUCCGGACUAGGGAAUAUAGUCCAGAAAGUUCUAACCAUCCUGGGGCUGAUGCCGACAACUUAUUCAGAGGUUCUUCAGCAGUUAAAGGAAAAGGCAUUGAAGCGUGCCAAGUUAACAGAAGACCAGGUUAUUCAAAAGAUCCAUGAAAGGACUGAAGCAAGAGAGAACAAAGACUAUGAAAAGUCAGAUGCCAUCAGAAAAGAGUUAUCUAUUGUUGGAAUUGCUCUUAUGGAUAAUCCGGAUGGCACUACCUGGAGACCGGCUGUCCCUCUCGACUUGCAACAGCUGGAAGUUGGCACACCUUGAUGUUUCCUUCUCGGCAUUGAACUCUUUAAGAUUAACUGUGCGUCUUGGUAAUUCCUUCUAGGCUGGAACGGUUACAUUGGCAAUGUGCGCAAACACAAUAGAGAAUGGAGCAAUGGUUAUUGGGUCCGAAAGUCUGGCCUCAACCGGUUCCAUAGAAGGUAUAGAUCCAGAUGUAUUAUUCACAGCAAGUACUUUCCCAUUCAAAAGUACUGUCUGACUGUGUAAAUCAUCACCACCAGCGGUCAAGUGAUAUUCUUCCCUUACAUGUGCAUUAACUUUGGAACCUUUUGCCAUCCUAGCGAAUUCUGAUCUUCGAUUCUGGUGGUGUUGCUGAGCUGUCUGAAUAGUGAUGGCAUUUUCAGUCGAAACAUGCACAUUAGCUAUCGUGUUACCGUCGAGGUUGAUCAAAAGUAUUGUGAUUCCUUGAGAUUUCUUUGAACAGUGAGCAUAAGCACGUAUUUUCUUGGUUCCAGAGAAACUAGUGGAUAGCACCUUUGUUCCCAUCAAACGAUGCCAUAGCAGUGCACUUAACCAGCAGAGAUGAGAAGAAUAAGUCUUAGACUGCUGCAUGAAGAAAAAAAAAGCUGGGUACUAUAUUUCCUAUUGCAUGGUUUCAGGAAUCGCUCUCACCUGUAGUAAUCUGGGUUUGGAACAAAGGUGGUAGGGUUGAGCAGGCCAUAAUUCCCUCCGACCAGCGACUGUCGACAGUAAGUUUUCGUGUUGUAGGAUGACGCCAUUCCAAGCUGAUCCAGGUACCUGUCGUUACAACAUCAAUAUUUCAGAGAUCCGAUACUGUGAAGAUGAAGUAAACUCCUCGCAACUCGAAUGCAGGCUUAGUACCAGAAACUGAACACGAAUGCAUUCGUGACUAGAUUAUGGCCGCUGUUGUAAGCACCACCGGCCUCACCAACCCAAGCGACAGCUGAACUCCCGCUGCUCUUCAAAAUCCCUUGCAGUCCACUGAAAGGUGAUGAACCACCGUCAAGAUACGAUGGAUCCAGAAUCCUGUCUAUCAAGUGAGUAUCAUCACCUGAUUUCCAGAGUGAACUCUUAGGAAAAUAUUGUUUCCAGAGUAAGAUCAACGAAAUGACUAGGCUCAGGGAUGGUCAGCUCUUUUUCUCUUUUCUACAAUACCUGGUCCUAGGUUAUAAAUAUGAUGAGUGACAACCUGAAGGGAGUUUUUAGGUGUUUUGUUUAUGAACUCUGUGAGCCAGUUCGCGUCGUAGAACCCUCCAGGCGCCAAAACUAGUGGCUUCUUCUUCCUCUUCCCCAAACUUGCAUAAGUUUUCCUCACGAUGUCGUGCAGAUUGGUUAUAUCAGACGCGUACUGGUCUGGAGCCACACUCGUUCCAAUUCCGCUCCCACUCAGCUCAUUCCCGAGCUCCCACCCGAAAAUGGUGAAGUUUUUAUUCACGGUGUAUCUUAUCAGGGCCUCCGCAUUGCUAGAGUUCCAAGCUCCUUUUGCAGAACCGUCAGAAGCUAUUGUCCUGCCAUUCAGAGCAUUUAACCCGAAUAUAACUUCCGCCCUGCAUGUCCAAAAUGCAGCACCAAAGUUGAAUGAUACGAUCGAGUCUCGAAAUGAUUUCGUCGAUAUUGUUAUCUUGAAAAAAAGGAUGUGUAUGGUACUCUACUGUACCCAGCUUCCCUGAAGAAAGUGUUGAGUUCGUCCCAUCUUGACAAGGCCAAGCAGCCCUGGGAGAAGCCAAACAUUUCUGAGGAGCUCUUGAUGAAUGAAGCAGUGCAAGCCUGUUGUUGAGUCUCGUAUAUUACCUUAUUUUGUAGGGUACCCCCCAGUCUAAUCUUCAGAGGAGAGAAGGCUGCAAAUAUUGAACCAAAACCAAAGCAAAUGAAUUUAAAAAGAAUCAAGGGACAGCCUUUCAUGUCCUGUUCUUCACCCUGCAAGUUAUUCUUUCUGUACCUUUGAUGGCAUUGAGUAAUAGAGGGUUGGUAAGGUCCUGGUUAAGAAGAGAAGUUGUUCCCCAGCUACAAGUUCCAUAGUCACAUUUCUCAGGAGGCCACCAGUCGAGAGUUGCACAUAUGAAGUCUGCAUCUGUCCUCCCGAUUCUCGAGCUUCCAUUGAUGAACACCGUCCCUUCAACAAUCCUUGGUCUGCUCUGCAAAGCAACGAAGAAGAUCGAGAAGGGCACUAAACUCAGCAUCAGGCAGAGCCAGGAGUAAAUCAGCAAGCUGUUCAUCAUUGAAGAUGAACCAGUACCACCCAUUUUAUGAUCCUGAAAGUACUGUUGACUGGGAUUUCUAUGGCUUGCUCUUUGGCACCGUGGGUUGUUAUAUAAACUAUAUAUGUAAGCUUCAUUUGUUGGACGAAUGGUGGAGGUCACUGUCUAAUUGGGAUAGAACUUAUUAUCAUUAUGCAGACGGG
This is a messenger RNA of Linum tenue, 4218 nucleotides long. The record is from the annotation of a GenBank genome assembly. Lineage: Eukaryota; Viridiplantae; Streptophyta; Magnoliopsida; Malpighiales; Linaceae.